CUCUAAUUUAUUAAUACAAAAUGUGUAGUGUAGAUUUUUGAUCCAGUAUAAUCAAAAUUCUAAAUAAUCUGACGUUUAAUAACUAAUUGUAAAUAAAGUGAUGAUUACUUUUUAAAAAGGCAAAACAAUAGAUGUAAUUAUCGAGUUUGUUCAUGCAGUUUUCAAAAAUUAUCAUAACCUUAUUAUGGCCUUUCGAAGUUCAAAAUUAAUUGACAAAUGUUUUGAGAAUAUUUUAGAGCUUUCUAAUAAAGGUGUUAGAAAUGAUUUCUUAAUAUUACUACCGAUUUAAGCGUAAAAUGGAAAUUACAUUAGAAACUAUCAAACUAGAGAUAAAACGAAUUUAUAUUUACUCUUGACCGUCAGCAGUGUUUAUUGAUUGAAUGAUUCGGUGUAAUAGUAACAAUUUCGCUCGCAUUUGCGGCACUUUUUUAUAAUUCAUGACCAUCCAGCAUUAUAAUUAUUUUGUUACACCGUCUGACUGCUACAGGGACUGUUAUGUGAUAAAUGUUUAAACAUGGGUCAGAAAUGGAAUAAGUUUUGCCUCCUAUUUUGGAAAAAUUGGUUGUUACAAAUAAGGCAUCCGGUGCAGACUGUGAUAGAAAUUUUAGCCCCAGUCCUAUUUUCUUCACUUCUAGUGCUCAUACGAAGUUUGGUAGAUGUUGAAGAGUACAAUAAUGGAAUGAGUUUUUCCGCCUUUAAAGCAAACUUAAAUGAGAGCUUUAGUUCGUACGUAGUAGGUUGGUCUCCAUAUAAUCCUUCACUGGAACGUAUAAUGAACGACGUUGUAAUUAAUUUGGGAGUUUCUGGGCAUAGAUCGUUUAACAACAGCGCGUUACUUGAAUCUGCCAUGCAGGCUUCCACAAUGGACUCCAUCUUGGCAGGAGUACAAUUCCCUGAUUCCUUACACGGAAACGUAUCUCUUUAUAAGGAUUUAGAUAUCACAAUAAGGUUCCCUGGCGAGCAACGUUCGGCAAGAGUAGUAGGAUUAGGAUCAAUAACAUGGUUUACAAACCUUUUAUUUCCACUUUACCAGUACGCCGGCCCCAGGAGAAUAGAUCAUCCAACUGGAGGACCUCCAUAUUAUCAAGAAGAAGGAUUUCUGCCGUUGCAACAAGAACUCUCAUUAUCCCUAAUAAGCUAUUUCAAAGAAACUUCAAGCAGUAAUAAUUUCCAAAAGCCAGAUAUAUGGAUGCAAAGAUAUCCUUAUCCGAGAUGGAUUAAUGAUUUCUUAUUAACAGCUCUCGAGAGUUUUGUUAGUCUUAUAAUUAUGUUGAGUUUCGUUUACACGUGUAUCAACAUUGUCAGAUGUGUAACUAUUGAAAAAGAAAAACAGUUGAAGGAAACUAUGAAAAUUAUGGGUUUACCAGGAUGGUUGCAUUGGACAGCUUGGUUUGUAAAAGAAUUUAUUUUCUUAUUGAUCUCAGUUAUAUUGAUAGUAAUCUUAGUGAAAGUAAGAUGGUAUUCCGGAAAGGAUUUGAGCGUUUUCACUGCUUCCGAUCCUACAGUCCUUUUGGUGCUAUUCAUACCAUAUGUAUCUUCAAUAAUCACCUUCUCAUUUCUUAUCAGCGUAUUCUUUACAAGAGCAAAUGUUGCUGCCACAAUCGCUGGCAUGGCUUGGUUCUUAUCGUACGCCCCGUACAUGUUCAUGAGAGAAAGUUAUAUAUCCUUAUCACUUUCUCAAAAAUUAGGUGCAUGUAUUUUCGCCAACACUGCCGUCGCAUACGGCUUCCAGUUGAUGAUAAUGUUUGAAGGGAACGAAGAAGGUUUUCAGUGGCAUAACAUAUGGGAGACGGCUUCCACGGACGAUAAUUUGGUACUCGGACAUGUUCUUAUCAUGCUGGUGUUUGACACAUUGAUUUAUCUACUCAUCGCAUUGUAUAUUGAGGCUGUAUUUCCCGGAAAAUACGGAGUACCACAGAAAUGGUAUUUUCUUUUCACAUCAUCUUAUUGGUGCGGAAAAUCACAUUACGUAGUUGACACAAGUUACGAACCAAAAGAAGAAAGUAACGAUUAUAUCGAAAAAGAUCCAGAAAAUCUGAAUGUGGGCAUCCAAAUUAAACAUUUAAACAAAGUUUACAAAAACAGGAAAGUCGCUGUUAGAGAUUUAUCACUAAAUUUGUACGAGGACCAGAUAACCGUUCUUCUGGGACAUAAUGGAGCCGGUAAGACAACAACAAUGUCCAUGUUGACUGGGAUCUUUCCACCGACUCGAGGAACAGCUCUAAUUGCUGGCCACGACAUUAGGACGGACAUGGACGGGGUCAGAACUAGUCUGGGACUUUGCCCUCAAAGUAACGUGUUAUUCGAUGAACUAACUGUACGCGAUCAUCUGUAUUUCUUCAGCAAAUUAAAAGGGAUGAAAAAUGAGGAGAUUGACUUUGAAAUUGAAAAAUACUUAAGCCUUUUAGAACUCACUGAUAAGAGAAAUGCGAAGGCUUCUACUCUUUCUGGAGGAAUGAAGAGAAAAUUAUGCGUAGGAAUAGCGUUGUGUGGUGAUUCAAAGGUAGUGAUGUUGGAUGAACCAUCUGCAGGUGUCGACCCGUCGGCUCGAAGGGCUUUAUGGGAUCUUCUUCAACAACAGAAAAAAGGUCGAACUCUGCUUUUGACAACUCACUUCAUGGACGAAGCAGAUCUUUUAGGAGACAGAAUUGCCAUAAUGGCAGGCGGUGUAUUGCAAUGUUGCGGUUCAAGCUUUUUCCUCAAGAAAAAAUACGGAGCAGGUUAUCAUCUGGUAAUAGAUAAAAUGCAGAGUUGCAAUGUUGCGGAAGUGACCCGUCUCUUUCAAAAAUAUAUUCCAGAUGUGAUAGUGGAAAGCAAUGUAGGUUCGGAAUUGACUUAUUUACUGGACGAACAAAAAUCGAAUGUAUUUGAAGCUAUGCUCGAAGAUUUGGAAAGGAACAGUAACAGUUUGGGUAUAAGGAGUUAUGGAAUUUCUUUGACUACUUUGGAAGAAGUCUUUAUGAAAGUUGGAGCUGAUCAUGGACAAGAGGAACAAAAUGAAAUGAAUGGCAAAAUUACUUAUAAAAAACAGGACGACAGUAACAGUUUUACGUCCAGUUAUGACAAAAUAACAGACAUAAACCUAGGAUACCCGAAAUACUUGACUGGUUGUGCUCUUUGGAGGAACCAAUUCCUUGUGAUGUUUUUGAAAAGAGUUUUAUCAACGUAUCGGUCGUGGGUUUUAAUGUUAAUUCAGAUAUUGGUUCCUGUUCUUUUCUUAAUAAUUGCCAUGAUCGUGGGUCGUCUUUAUGACAGAACUAGCGAUUUACCCAGUCUACCGAUAACAUUGAGUCGCUACAAUAAUCCAGUGACCCUUAUAAGUGGAACUAGUGAAAAUAAUUACUACAACUCUUACCUGAAUGUAAUGAACAGUCAGAACCAAAAGUAUAUUGAGACUGGUUCAGGAAAUUUGUCCGAAGUGAUUCUUCAAGAGACUGCUAGCAACACUGCAGUGUUCCGAAGACGUUAUAUUGUGUCGGCCUCUUUUAAUACCAAUAACACAAUCGUUGCAUGGUUUAGUAACAUUCCGUAUCAUGGAGCUCCAUUAUCACUAAAUCUUGUCAUGAAUUCGAUCAUUAAACAGGAACUCGGAUCGGAUUAUGAGAUUAGAAUUAAUAAUUAUCCUCUACCUUUCACUAUAGAUACGAGAUUGAGACAAUUAGCAAAUGGAAACAACAUGGGCUUUCAAACGGCUUUUAAUUUGGGUUUUAGUAUGGCAUUUGUUUCUUCGUUCUACAUAAUGUUUUACGUUCGGGAACGUGUCAUUAAUGCAAAACAUCUCCAGUUUGUUUCGGGAGUGAGUGUCGUCAUUUUUUGGGCCGCGUCUUUUCUAAAUGACAUUAUCACCUUUAUAGUCACCGUAAUAUGCACCCUUAUUACAUUGGUCUGUUUCCAAGAAGAUGGAUUCAAUACAUUUGAUGAUAUAAAUAGAAUAUUUUCUGUUUUCCUGUUCUUCAUUUGGGCAGUUCUCCCUCUAACUUACUUGGCUUCAUUCGGAUUCUCCUCGCCGUCUUCAGGUUUCACCAGAAUGACCCUUAUAAAUAUAUUUACAGGGGUUGCUGCUUACUUAGUAGUACAAGUUCUUUAUACAGAUGGACUAGAUCUAGAAUACGUUGCUGACAUUCUUCAUUGGAUAUUUUUACUGAUACCUCAUUAUUCAUUCGCAACUGGAAUUAACAAAUUGAAUUCUAAAUAUUCAACAAAUGCCCUUUGCAGUGCUUUUGUGACGAACUGUAUGCAAGUUAUUGGUUCAGAACCCAUAUGUUGGAAAGUUGUUUGUGAAUAUCAAAAUAGAUGUUGUGAUAUCAACUUAAAUUAUUAUGAAUGGAAGGACCCUGGAAUUGGAAGAAACUUGACAUUUUCAGCUCUCGUUGGUGCCUUCUUGAUAGUAGUCUUACUUUUGCUGGAGUACCGCGUUUUUCACAAUCUGAAGUACUUUUUCAAACCCUUUUCCUCCAAAGAACAAGUUUCCGUCCAAAAUGAUGCCGAUCCUGACGAAGAUUUCGACGUUUUCCAGGAGAAACAAAGAAUAAGAAACGCUGCCGUUUAUGAACUUGAAAAUACGAGUAUUGCUUUACGCGACGUGACAAAAUUUUACGGGAAAUUUUUGGCAGUGAAUAACAUUUGUUUGACGGUUGAUCGGUACGAAUGUUUCGGGCUACUGGGGGUAAACGGAGCCGGUAAAACCACCACGUUCAAAAUGAUGACCGGGGAUGUGAUGAUGUCGUCUGGAGACGCGUGGGUCAACGGAUUGAGUCUAAAGGAGAACAUGAACGAAAUCUACAAACAUAUUGGAUAUUGUCCUCAGUUCGAUGCACUUUUAGAUAAUUUAACUGGAAGGGAAACUUUGAAAAUGUUCUGCAUGCUCAGAGGAAUCACGUACGAAGACAGUGAGGCCGUUGCGGUCAAGUUGGCUCAAGAUUUUGACUUUGUGCGGCAUUUAGACAAACAGGUUAGGGAAUAUAGUGGCGGGAAUAAAAGGAAAUUGAGCACAGCGGUUGCCUUGAUUGGAGAUCCGCUCAUAAUUUAUUUGGAUGAGCCUAGUACAGGUAUGGAUCCAGCUACAAAGCGCCAUUUGUGGAAUGUCUUGAGUUAUGUACGCGAAAAAGGAAAGUGUUUGGUUUUGACUUCACACAGCAUGGAAGAAUGCGAAGCCCUUUGUACCCGUUUAGCCAUAAUGGUCAAUGGAACAUUUAAAUGUAUAGGGUCAGUGCAACAUUUGAAAAGUAAAUUUUCUGAAGGGUACACAUUACAAGUUAAAAUACGUAAAACUACCAGCGAUGCCAAUAAUUUUCAGAGGGAAAUAAACAAAGUGAAAGAUUUUGUUGAAACAAAUUUCCCUGGUGCCAUACUUAGAGAAGAGCAUCAAGAAUUACUUAGUUUUAAUAUUAGGAAUAAAUCGUUACAAUGGUCGACAAUGUUCGGGAUCAUGGAAAGAGGAAAGACUGCUUUGAAUAUAGAAGAUUAUUCAUUAGGGCAGUCGAACUUGGAGCAAGUAUUUUUAUCAUUUACCAAAUUACAAAGAGAAUCAUUCUCGUAAUUGUGAUUAAACUAGUCAAUUUUGUGAUAACGUUCAAAAUGGAAUUAAUAGAUAAAAUAGUACAAUGUUGGAAACUAUAUGUACAUAAGUAUUUCGGAAAUAGUUUAAAAGUGCAUUUGUUUUAUUACUGUUUAGACAGAUUUUAUUCUACUACCGUUUUCAAAGUACUUACAUAAAAUUUUAUACUAAUAAGUAAAUAAUUAGAUGAUAGAAAAACAAGGAAUGAAAAGGAAAUUACGGUGCUAUAGAUUAGUGUUGAAACUAUUUAUUGUUAAUUGGCUAUGAAGUCCCAUAUUUAUCACGUGUAAUGUCAUUUAGUAUCACUUCUGUGUUGACUUUAAGGUCGCUAGAUACAGUUAAUAAUAAUUUGAUUUUAAAUGUUUUUGUGUUCAUCAGAUUACGUGUUCCCAUUUACCUUUUCCUAAUAGAGGCUUUAAGCUAUAUGUAUGUACGUAUGUCUACAAAUAAGUAAAUAUUUUUUUGUAAUAGAA
Agrilus planipennis (emerald ash borer) is the source of this 6030-nucleotide messenger RNA. It is a transcript of the gene Abca3, whose product is annotated as ATP-binding cassette sub-family A member 3. The coding region runs from base 515 to 5539 and encodes 1674 amino acids. Gene Ontology annotation, cellular component: intracellular membrane-bounded organelle; membrane. NCBI's taxonomy places the organism in Eukaryota, Metazoa, Arthropoda, Insecta, Coleoptera, Buprestidae. The record is from RefSeq and is a predicted model, not a curated record. The transcript is spliced from 21 exons. Gene Ontology annotation, molecular function: ATP binding; lipid carrier activity; ATP hydrolysis activity. Gene Ontology annotation, biological process: transmembrane transport; lipid transport.